Molecule: messenger RNA, 1101 nt
Organism: Closterium sp. Naga37s-1
Lineage: Eukaryota; Viridiplantae; Streptophyta; Zygnematophyceae; Desmidiales; Closteriaceae
Source: the annotation of a GenBank genome assembly
AUGAGUGACAAUCUCACAUCUUCUACAACCGCUCCCAGCCGCUCCCCACCCUCCGCUCCCCCCGACGCCUUACCAUCCUCCCUCCCUCUCCUCCCUUCCCCUCCUCCCUCCCACAUUCUCUUGCCCCCUCCUCGCUCCCUUACCCUUCCGUCUCCCUCCCCACCGCACGAAGCAGGGCGAGCGCUGAUGGCUUUGAGGGACCAGCUGACCUUUCUGGCCUUUGCGAACCCUAGCCGCAGCCCCAAGGCGAUCCGUUCUCCUUCCCCACCGUAUUCCCCCAUCCCCUCCCACCUCGUCUCCCCCCCUCGUUUCCCCCUCUCUCUCAACUUUCUUCCCCCGUCGUUCCGAGCAGGGCAAGCGCUGGGCAAGCUUGGUGACUUUGAGGGACCAGGUGACGUUUGUGAACCCCAGCCGCAGCUCCAACGCGUUCCGUUCUCCUUCCCUGCUUCUCUCCCCUUCCCUCUCAACUUCCCUCAUCCCCGCCGUUUCAGGGCAAGCGCUGGUGGCGUUAAGAGACCAGAUCACGUUUGGCAAGCGCUGGUGGCUUUAAGAGACCAGAUGACGUUUGUGAACCCGAGCCGCAGCCCCCAGGCGUUCUGGAAGAGCGCGGACAACUGCGAGGCUCUAUAUGGAGUCGUAAAAACGUCAUCCCUGGUGAGAUCUUUUGCUGGUCUCACUCACUUCCCCUCGUCUUCCCUCCUCACCUCGUCGGCCUUCCGCCUCCUUCCCUGCCGUCUCCACCUCGUGGCACCCUGGUGGGAGUGGUCUAGAGGGUCGCCAUGCAUGUAUUUCUGUUCUAUCGCCUCGUCUGCUCCCCUCCACCUGCCCUCCUCCCCACUUCGCAGUACCCUAGUGGGAGUGGUGAGGCCGCUCCCAACCGCCACUGAAAGAGCUAUUGGGAGUGGUGGAGCCGCUCCCACCCGCCAUUGGGAGAGUCGUUUAACCUGUACCACUUUCCACCGCUCCCCACCCCGCUCUUUCACCUCUCAGCACGCUAGUGGGAGUGGUGGGGCCGCUUCCAGCCGCCAUUGGCAACCUUCCUUCACUCGCCUUCCUGUAAGCUUCCUCCUUGCUACUCCUUUUAGCCGUUCUGCCUCCUAA